CACCACAGAAGAAGAAGAACGUCCCUUGCUGAGGAGCUUGUAUUUCCUAGCAACGCCCCUUGUUGCUAGGAAAAGGUGGAGGCGCGCUCGUUGUGGCGGACUGUCAGCAGUAACAACAACAACAACAACAACAGCAAAAACGACAGCAUGGAACCUCCAGAGAGGAGGGCAGCAUCUCCUGAGUUGCCAGCAGAUGAAGAUGUGAGCCGUUCUGCUGGACAAACACACAUAAGCCAAGUAGGAACACAAAGACAUUCUGAACUUCAGCAGCCAAGAACACCCGCUCUACAGUUAGAUUUUCAGGACAGUAACAUGUCUCCAGCCCUUUCCCUAUUACCUGGAGUUGAUCACAACCUCACUGAGUUUUCUUUAUUACAACAAAGUGAGACAGAAUUUGCCCCUCUAAGGGCAUACCCUGAUGUUUCCAUGGCUUCAGAGCGGUUUCAGUUUUUAUCCCAGGAUCACACCACUCGUACCUCUGAGCGUGGCUCAUUAUCCCAGCACCCAUUGGCCCAGGCAAGCAUCCUUUCUGAAGAAGGAGAAAGCAGCUGCUGCUCCCUCUCUCAGCACAGUCUAUCACCAGGGGAGCAAAGUAAACGAGAGGAAAGGGUUCAUCCCCCAGUGAUUGUCAUUGAUAUGAGUAGCAGAGAGAAGGACCUAGAGACCUUGAUUAAACCUGGAGCAAAGCUAGAAGGAGAACCUGUUGAAGAUGAGACUUUCUUUCUGAGUAAGAAUAUACCUGCUCAGCAUCUUCUGAAGCUCCUGCAGAAAGAUGUUGGGAUGCUUAGCAGCAAUAGCAGUGCUACUUCCUCUGCCUCUGAAACCUCUGUGAAGAGAACAGAGCCUUCUACAGAAGAGUCUAAAAGUACUGAGGUUUGUGAACUGACCACUCAGCAAACUACUGAUGUAAGAGAACACCCUCCAGGUGAAGUCUCUUUUCCCCAGCAGCAGACACAACAGCAGCACAAAGUUUCAGAUCCUGACCAACCACAAACAGUGUUAUCUGAAGUGUCUAACAUCACUGUGGGUUCCCGUAGUACUCAGCCUGAUGAGAGUAGUGAAAUGUUACAUAGAGAGCUGCUCUCUGAAGUAGAGAAACGCAGCAGGAUUGAAGCUGAAUCCAAAAACAAACAGCAAAAACGUCCUACGCCACCUGGUCCAUCUCUCACACCUAAUCUCAAACAGAUGUCUGAGGGGAAGCCAAGUGCGAGUAGAACAAAUGUGGUUGGUAUGCAAUGGACAGGGCCAUUUUCAACAGGUGUUGAACGGGUUUGCAGAGAGCAAGACCUCUGGUCCUCAGGAAACCAUACAGGGUUGGAUGGCUCCUACCUGGGUUUUCUUCCACAGUCUCAGUCCACUCCAGGGAUUUUUAAUGCCCCAACCAAAUCCAGUGUUAAGGAUAAAUUGGGGCACCUUUCCUCCACUGAAUCUAGUAAAGAGAACUCUUAUCAGUCAGUCACAAAAAUUUCUCAACAACCAGCUUUUCCUGUAGUUUGCACCCAUAACACAAACACAGCCACUCAGUGCCAAGAGGAUGCUGCCUCUGCAAAAGUCCAGUCCCUCCCAAGUCUAAACUAUAUGCAGAAAGUAGAUGCGUGGAGGGCAAAUCAGAGUUCAGGCAAGGUGUCUUUGUUUGAUAGACUGUCACUGCAGGGAUUUUCUAGCAUCCCCUCUAAACAGAAAGGUUAUGACGCAGUAUCUGGCAGCCUGAAUGAACUGGUUAGUCAGAAGAUUAGGAGUUUACAGCAGCCUCUUGUUUCAGGUGCUGCCACACAGACCUCCUCAACAGCACCUUCUGGCUAUUCUUCUCCAAGAAGAACGGAGGCAGUGGGCAGUGCUCUUGCUGAUGAGGAGAACACGAGGUCUGCAGUACCACCCUCUGCCUCACCCCUAGGCAGGUCACAGUCUCACUCUUCUCUUAGCACAGUUGUGAUGUCAGUUCAAAAAGAUCAGCAGAUCGACAGCCCUUCAGAAAGAGACAAGAGUCAAAACCAGGAUGAUGAUGCUCAUCAUCAUGAUCAAACCAAUACAAUUCAAACCUCACAUCUCACAAGCCUCGGUCACUUCAGUGAUGUGUCACUUGAUCGAGACUUGACACUUUCGAGUUCUCAAGAUAGUUACAGCGGAGUAAAGUUAGGAACUUCCAUUGGGACGUCAUCUGUUGUCAGCCUAGAAAUUGAUAACUACGUACCCUCGUGGACUUCAAAACUGUCAACACCACCUCUCCCCAAGCCUCGAGAGCUCAACAUUGAUGAACGAAUUCCGUUGUAUCUUCGUAACUUGGGUAUAGACCAGUCUCCAUCUACAAUCCUGACUCCGUUUGUGCCCAGGGGACCAAUCAGAGAGCCUGAAUUCUCUCCCACUGAGUUCUGCACAAUUAAAGGAUCUACUGGAACCCCAACUAAAAGCACUCAACCCUCCGAGGGUGGCAGUCCCCACAAAGAGGAGUUUUCCCAGUCCAGCAUUCUGUCAGUAGACUCCAGCAUAUCCAUACCGUUCAGCCUGGACAGUCUCUGUCCAGCGGCAACUAUCCCAGAGCAGGCCAGGUGGACUUCUCCUACAUCACAUACAGAAGCUAGACAGAGUAAACACAAACUGGCACCUUACACCUCACCCAAUGAAAACACUCGUUCUUCCAUACUGCAGCCUUGCCAACAGCAGAAGGACAGCAGUUUAAGCAGCAGUGGGGGAAUCAGCCAGGUAGAAGACAAAUUUAACCCUGACAUGCCACCAGCUGUCAAGGAGAGGCACAGAGAAAGAAGCUUGGAGUUGCUUUUACAAACGAGUCGUAGUGCAGAUCAAAGUGCAGAAGAUUCUUUCGUUAGCUCCAAGGCCUUGUUGGAAAUCCGUAAACUGGUCUCUCAUGCAGAGACCAUGAUGUCCACUGGGUCUUCUGCGGCUUCCUCAACCUCCCCCAUUAGCCCCCGUCUUCUCCCCGAUCAGGACAUAUCCCCAUUACUGAAGAAGAAAACCAGCAGACUUGAGGAUUUCUCCUCGUCCUCUACAACUGGAGACCAAAGAACAUGUUCCUCACUGCUUUGGACCAGAUCCUCCUCUGACUCCAUGCUGACCUCAGAGAAGAUGAUGAAAAGCUCUUUUGGUCAGAAAGGUGUAAAUCGAUCGUUGCAAUCUGAUUAUUUAUCCACACAAGCUGUUUUUACUGCACCAACCAAAGUGGCAUACAAAACACCACAAGAUAGCAAUGUUAAUGGUGCAGGGAUGUCACUUGUCCUCUCCAAAUCAGCCUUCCGGACAGAGCCUGAGGGCUGCAGUGCUGCACCUCCUGACAAAGCCCCCACACAGCCGGUGGCCAUCAAACCUCCACCAGCUGUGAGUACACAAGAGCUUACUUCUACGCCUACAGAUUCAGUUGAUGUCCCAGAGGAGGAGGAGGAAAACACUCCCUCUGAAGGUGCUUCACAGAGCAGGUCCUCCUCACCCAUCCUCAAGGAUGCUGAUCAAGGAGUGAUGAGUGAUGGGAGCUGUGAAAGCUCACUGACAGCCAGAGUGGCCAAGUUGCUGCAGAGUGAAUCUCCAUCCACCAUGGUCUCCAGUACACCGAGCAUUUCAGACCAAGAGGAGAGCAAAGCUAGAGAAUGGAUUAAGCUGAAGCUAUCAGGACAGCAGUGUGAGCCUCUGCAGCUGGACGAAGAAGAUAGAAGGCGGAUAGAAGAGAUCAAGCGAGAACUGCUGUUAAAAAAUCCCAUAAAGAGCCAGUUCAGCACAGAUACAGAGAGCAGUGUAGCAUCCAGUGUUAAAAUCUCAAGGGAGCUUGAUCCAUCUCAAUCUGCGGAGACGUUUGCUGUUCCUAGGGAUGCUAUAAAUGAGCCAACCCAGCUGCUGCACAGCCUGAGUAGGACCACCCGCGACUCCAGGACACUGCUACAAACUGCUCUUCAGUCAGACCUAGAAGCUCGAGUUUGUGAAAUUGCUGCCAGAGAAGGAGUGAUGCUUCCUACUAAAAAACCUCAGGUCUUCACAUCCAUCACUAUCGCCACCCACAGAAGCUCCACCUCCCCCUCAAAUUCCACUUCCCCACCUCCCAUCAGCCCAGCCCCAGAGCCCCUCCGCCUGACCGAGCUCUCAUCAGGAGCCGUCAGAACCACAACAACAGACAGGCAGCUUUCUUUAGAACUGACUGAAGAGCAUGGGGUUGAUUUACUACAAACAACAACCAGGGAACAAUCAUCAGUGCAUGGAUCUAGUAACAGUUUGCACAGCACGAAUCAAAAUGUAACUCAGUCUGCACCAGCACCUCAGAAGAGGCAAGACACUGAGGGAGGCCAGUUUGAAGAGCCGCUUCCUCCCUCACAGGGUUUAGAUAAAGUAGAUGUGACUGUCAGAUACAACAGCACACAGUCAUUCAGGCCAGAUAGUAAGUUAUCUGCUUCUGGUAUGGGUGUUAGUCAUGUUUUAGAUCAGGCCACAGGCUCAUCUGUAGUUGAAACCUCCGCCCGUACAGGUCACAUCUCACAUGUCGAUCUCACUCUGCCCCCCAAAGCUACAGAUCCCAGCUUCACCUCUAUAGUUUACUCUAGUCAGGCUGAUGUAAUCUCAGGGCUACCACCUAAAGAAUUUGUCCCCCUGAGACAUUCAUUAUCAGCCGCCAGCAGUCCGGAUGAAGGUGUCGGUUUGUCCAGUCCACCUGAGUGGUGCGACACCAGAGAGCCAUCACGACAGCGGCUGCCUGAAAGAUCCAACAGCUCUACUGUUUUUAAAACUGUUGUGCCUCAGGAGAGGAUGACCACCACGUUUGCACAGCCCUUUACACCACGUGAAAGAUCUGAAAUUUCAACAAGACCCUUUAACACAGAAACCCCAGUGCCUGUCCUGCUGCCUUAUAAACCUCAUGGCAGUGAGGAGGUCUUCUAUGUCCCUCACACAGAGGCUGAUCUCUCCUCCACAGAGGCAUCUGACACCACCAUGGAGAGCACCCACACAGGCUCAGACGACGCCGUGCCUCCUCACUUUAGCAGUGACGUCCUCGGGAACAAGGACCCAGGGUUGGACCGCGGAGUGACUAUCAGACACACAGAGGGCAUCUACAGCAAGAGGCUGAAAACUGCCAACUUGACCAUGCAAGAAAAUAGGAAGAGAGAUGCCUCUACAACAUCGAAUAAAAGCUUGCAGACUGUGAGCCAAAGACUAAAGCCUUCUUCUCAGGUUUCUGUCACUUUUAUCGAGGAAUCGUUACUGAGGAAUCAAGAAACCUUCAAGAGAGACCAGGGGACCAGCCCAAUCCAGUUCACCCAACACCAUCAAAGCGAGUCUCACCCUGAGAGGUUUCAGCCGUUUAUUUCUGAAAUGGACUACGGUAAAGGAAACACUCACUGGGUUCAAACCUCUGAGCCUCAGACAGGAAGUGAGCAGCAGAGGGGUUCUGAGCACCCUCUGGACCAGUUGUGGCAAAAGUUCUGCGAUCAGUGGACCACGGAGGAGUUGCAUCCCAGCAGUGACAGAGAAGCAUCACUUCUGGAGCGUUUAGAGCACCUUUCUCGCCUUAUUCAAAGUGCAAGGGGAUUUAAUGUGUGUGAUGCACAGAAGGUGACUGGUUAUCAUCCAGAACAGGAGAGGAGGAGAGAAGAUGUGUCAAAGAGGAAGAAAGAAAUAAAGCAGACUUUGGGGGAGAUUAAGAGGAGUGUAGGAGGUGAAGUCAGAGAAGAUGGGAGUAAAUUAAGAGGACAGAGAAAAACUGAAUCUCCCAUUCAACUGAGCUUUCGUGUUGAUGAAACCUGCCGGUCUACAGAGGAUGGCAGCCACGCCUCCCUCACCUCCAGCUUCUCCCACAGCUCCUCCCCGAGCCAGUACGCCUCUCCCAGAGACAGACAUGUGUCGGAGACCCUGUCUACCACGUCUGGCUCCAUGUCCACUGUGGACACAGCCCGACUGAUCCGAGUCUUUGGCCCCCACAAAGUACAGCACCUGAAAAGCGCCCCAAGCCUCAGUAAACUGUACAACACCAUCAACAAGCAAAAAGAAGAGAGGAAGGACAGUGGAGGAAGAAACAGAAAGCCUCCUCACGCCUCUGCACUGUCAGUGACAACCAGCACUGAUCAGUCGGUUGCUGCUGACUCUGUAUCGUCGACCAGCACUUACAGCGUCCCUUCACACCACGGGACUUCCCGGAGUCUGCCGGGUAGGAAGGCCAUUAAACUGGUGAACAAAAGAAUCCAGGCAGGUGACCUGGAGAUUGUUCAUAACGGGACUCGACGACACACCAGAGAUGUUGGAACCACGUUCCCUUCCCCGGGAGGAGCUAGAGCUUUCAAGCAGAUCUCGUUGUCUUCGUCCAGCGUAGUGAGAGAAAGACGAGGGUGGAGGAGGAGCAAGAGAACCCCACCAAAGCCUUACCCUAAAGCCGUUUCAUGGUUCAUCUCUGCUGACGGCCUGCUGUCAGAGGCAAGGAAGGAGAACCAGCCGGAGGAAGAGAGACCAAACAUCGCCUGGUUUGAACCAUACAGCAGAAUCAACCCAUGGAGACAGCCGCUCAGACAGAGACAAGUGCAUGAGGACACAAGCAAACAUCACUCUGAGCCUGAACUGGAGCCAGAGCUUGAUCCUAAACAUAUGUCUUCUGGUCCAGCAUACAUGUCACUUCAGGAGGCCUUGGAGAUGCAUCGUCCAGAGUUUAUUUCCCGGUCCAUGCAGAGGGUGAAUCGUCUGUUUCUGCAGGUGGAGGAGAGGAAGCUACAAGCUGCUUUAAUCCAAGAGAGGGGGGAUCUAUUUAACCACCCAGGAGGAGCUGGGAGGCUGCCAAGGCCUGCAGGCGCUGCUCUGCUCCAGAGGGCCGUUCCCAGGAAGGAGAUGAUCCAGAGGUCCAAACAGAUAUACGAGAAUCUGCCAGAGGUGCAGAGGAGGAGAGAGGAGGAACGAAGGAAAGCAGAGUAUCACACUUACCGACUGAAUGCACAACUUUUCAACAAGAGAAUCACAAACAGAGUCCUGGGCAGAAGAUCAGCGUGGCAAUAAUCAGAACAAGCGACUGGAUAUUGAAAUCAACGACGUGAAACUAUUUUUUACACUUUUAAUGUACAUAUUUUUAAUUUAAAGAUUAUGUUGAAAUUAGAAUUACAUUUAAAUGGAAACAUCUCUGAUGUUUUUGUUUGUUUUUAAGGUCAAAUUCGCAACUAGAAAAUGUUUUUAUGUUAAAAUAAACAAAAUUUGAACAAAUUUACAUGUUUUAGAUGUAAAUUAUUGUUUUUGCUUAACCCACAGUAGAUUCAAGACGGUGAAAUGCUUGUUUUAAUGUUUUUAUUGAUCAGUUAUUGGUUGUGCAUGAGCAGGAAGCCACACAAGGAAAAAGGUAAGACAAGCUGCAGUUUCAGUACAUCAGCUGCUCACUGAGAGCACAGAUAAAUAUUACAACCAAUAAAUAAGAGAUGUCUGCAUUUCCCUCUUUAACUACAGUUACUUAGAUUCCCAUUAAUAAAUAAAACUUCAAGUUAUGACAGCACUGUGUAAACAAAACAGUCUAUUAGACAAAUUAAUAAUAAAUUAAAAGCUUCUUGAAAAUCAAACAUGGCAGAUGUGAAGAAAAACAAAGACUCUUUGGCAAAGAUGUUGCUUUGCUUAAACAAUGUUUGGUUGAAACAAAUCUAAAAUAAGGCAGGUGACUGAUCUUUACCAAAAGGCUCUCUGCAGGUUUAAGGCUCGGACAAAGUUUACAAAAUCUACAGCAACGGGAAGCUCAGCAGAACACAAGCAAUGCAGUCGAAUAUCACCAGUGCGACCAGUGUGUCAUUUAUACCAAGCCAAUAAAAUACACAGUUACAGGUUACACCAAAAGUGUAGUAUAUGUGAAAUAAUUUAAACCAUGUAAUGCUCUGGCUAAAGUGCAGCCAGAUUGUGUGUAAAUCUGCAGAAGAAUUUCAGGAAAACCACUGAGCUUAAUGUUUUUGUUUUGUUUUUCUGUUCUGUGCAGCCAGCAAAGCCACAGAGGUAAACACUAAAACCCUCAGUUUGUAUUUAACUUCAGAAGGCUCAGUAUUUAAAUUAAAUGUGCAAAAAAACCGUGUCAAUGCCCGCUCACUUAAACUGGCAAAUCCAUCAUUUCAGUGCUCCUUUCCUUUUACAGCAAUGUUCUUAAAACGGAGAACGUCACAGUGACACCUCAUGAAAGUUUACAGCACAGGCUCAUGAUUCUUCACAUCUCGUUAGGCAAUAACUGCAAACGGGAAAUAUGAAACAACAUCCAAUGUUCUGGCCAAAUAUAAACCACACCAGGGUGCAGGAGGAGGCUGGCUCAUUUUCUACUACAUAGAUUUGGUGAAUCUGGGCAGCAUGCAAGAGCAUUGUCGCUUUUAUCUCUGUUUUUCUGGCCAUAAAACAAAAUCUAGACGUAAAUUACAAGGAUGGCAUCACAAUCUCAUCAUCCAGGUUCCAAUUUACAGCCAGCAAGGCCUCAGUCAAAUGCAGAGUUGCCUGAAACGAGUCACAUGUGCAAAGAUGUGCAGUCUGAUUUUGGCUGUGUGAAAAAACAAAACAGUCCUUCUCUUUAGCCUCUGACCUGGACUGAAAAUAAUCACUAGUAGUUAAUCUCCCCAGUUAUUUUCUCAGUUCUUUUAAAAUGUCUUAAAAUAGGAAUAAUUACAAGAAAUGUUUUUCAAGCCAUCAGUGUAGAUUCCACUGAUAUUCAAAUAACACAUGAAAACCCUCGACAUUUAAAAACGCUAAAAAUCUGAGGAAGACUUCUCAGUCUUCAAAACUUAAUGUGACAGUGACUAACACAGUUGCCAAUAAGCUGCUUGUCAGUCGACUAACAAAUUUAGACUUCUAUAUUUCUACGUUUUAGCCUUCACCUGUGCACUUUGAUGCCAGAGCUGCAGGUUGUAAUCUCACAGCUAAUAACCUAAAAAGCCUCCUGGUUUGACUUGUUUGGCCCUGGAGAAAAAGCUGAUGGUGGUGGAGUGUUUUGGUGCGGCUGGCGGGAAGGCGGGGCAUGUGAUGUUUAGGUCCGCAGCAGACUGUGAACUCGCCAAAGCUCCGACUGUGACAGGACGAGGCGGUGGACCUGCUCCUGACCGCGAGGACACGGCACCAUGACCCUUCCCACCAGCACCGUGUCACCCUUCUUCUCCUCCUUCACCUAAACACAGAAAAGCAGUCGGCUUUAGAACUUUAAAUUCACAAGUAUUUGUACCCCGUUGCUACUGUGAGACCACCAAAAGCUUUCAUUCAUCCACCUCCAAGUCAAAACCGAACUUUACCAGAGUGCAUGGACCAGCAGACUUACCUUAACAAAUGAGGUCGAAGGGAACGUGGCGAAAUCAGAUGAGACUCGAGCGCCGGGCUGCAGGUUGACGACAUGUUCUGCUACCUCGUCCUGACAGAAGCAGAAGAGAUGAAGACUAAGGUGAGCACUUCAAGUGCAGCAUCAGCUUGAACAGUAAUGUUUUAAUGUAACUUUUGUGCAUUUUUAUCAGCUUAUUCUCUCUGUGCUUCACAGCUUUGUGUUUUAUUUGCACCUUCAGUCUGUCCAGAGUGUCAUUCAGGGACUGCAGUCUAGCUGUCUGUUCCAGAAGCUGAGCACCAGGGGUCACUGCAGGGCAAAAACAAAAUGAGAAAAUCUCUGAAAUCAGUGCCCAACAAUCAGUUCUAAAUAUUUGCACAUGAUUUCUGGUGUAAUUAAGUUAAGAUCAUCCAGGAUUCUAUAGAUUUAGCAGACAACACAAACAAUACAAGGCAAAUAUUAUGAAGACUUCCUGUUACCUAACCUGCUUUAGCCUACAGAAAUGGGAAAAUGCCAGUUUAAUCAAAAGAAUUACUCUUGGUGGUGAGAUAUCAGGUAGGAGAACAUUUUAGUUUUCUUUGCACAUUAAUUCUUCACUCAGCUAAAAGUUAUUCAGUCUAACUGUGCUGCUUUUGACACUGUCGUGUCAAAUAUUUAUGAAUUCCUUUCCUCGAGGAAGAAAUGUCACAUACCAGGAGAUUUUCCAGUGAUGUCCACCACCUUGACGUUGGCACUCAUUUGCAGCAAUGUCUCCAGGAGCUGAUCGGUCUUACGGUAGAGGGCGCUGGAGAGCACUUCAGGACGUCCGUCUUUGGAGGGAAGCUUGGUCACAUUGAGAGGAGGCAGAGAGGCGAGCUGAGCACGCAUCUUCUCCGCCUGUUGGAGAACACAUGUUGAUGGUGAAUAAAAAUAAUCCAUCUAAUUUUAGGUGUUGUGAUCUUAACUCAAAAAGCCUCAAACCAUGUGGAAGUCAAAGUAAAAUCUCAGCUUUGAAAAUCUACAAGUUUUUUUUUUUUUAACCAUAUUUGUUGUGUUUAAUGAAGGAAUAAUUUCACUCUUCAGUUAUUUGUGUAGCCUCUGCAGGUUCUUUGACCUCUAAAGUGUGACUUCACUGUUGCAUCCGUCGCAUGCUGAGGUGGUGGAGAGGCAUUCGUUACCUUCAGCCUGUUGUUCUCGUUCUUCAGGUGUUUGAUGCAGAGCCUCUGAGCUUCGAUCUGCUGAGUCAGCAGAGGUGAGUCGAUCACUUGAACGCCCGAUCCAGAGCCGACACCUGACACCAUGUUCGCUGUGAACGAUAACAGGAACGCCUUAUGAGUAUUUGAGUGAAGCCAAAGCUUUAUUUAAACCUGAAUGUUGGCAGUAUUUUCACAUUCGUUUGACCCUCUGACCACAGCUUUGCACUCUCGUCUUUAACAUUGAGUUCUGAUGAAAAAGUAAAUAAUCCUCUUGCAUGCUAGAGGUGCACGGCGGUGGAAGCAAAAAUACAUUUGACUUUUUAUUCCACUGCAUUUAUUUGGCAGAUGCCAUUCCUGUGCAUUCUGACUGACUUGCAUACAAACAUAUGCAUAAAUAAUAAGCAGAUGUCCUUAAAAACAUGGGAGGGAUAUGGUGUGCAUGCCAAAACAAUGCAUAUACACAAAUGAGUUCCUACAAGGUUUACUAAGACUUUUAGAUACAGAGUACAACACAAACAAUAUAAUGCUGUUUGAUCCACUGUCAGAUUAUUUAUUUCAAUGUAAUUCAAAGCUCUUUCUUGUGCUACAACUUCCUGGUUUAGUGGUACGAUUAUUUGUAGUGAAUGGGUUUGUUUUCUGACACCUUGGAAUUUCCAGACCUGCAGACACAUGCAUGUCAUGUUUAACUCCUCUCAUAUCAUGCGAGUGAACCACUAAAGGUAAAAAAAUAAAAUAAAUAAGCAUGCAUCAUCACAUCAGAUGCCAAUAGAAGCAAGUAGAUACCUUUUUGUUCCUCUGAAGAAUGAGUAGGUGAAAAUAAGAGGAAUUAAAGAAGAGUUAUACGGAGAGAAGAAUCAUUGGUUGUUGAGGAAAGGUAUUAAACUGGAGUUAAAAUAAUGAUAUAUAACCACAAAAUUCAGUAUCAAUCCUGCAGUGUGAUUAUCAGGUAGGUUAGUUAAAGUAGGAAUUUAUCCAUUACCAGAGAACCACCAAACUAAGAGCAUGUUAUGCAGCUGCUUCACUCACCUCCAGCCAUUCCUGUGACAAUGGAGGCGAUUCCUGACGGCCCGGUUCCUCUCAGCCCAUCGAUGGUCAUCUUUGAUUGGCUGUUGAUUCUCUGCUUCAGUUCGGCCUUCUCUGCCUCAAGCUGAUCGAUGUCGGCCUGCAGAGCAUCCAUCGUCUCCUCGAACUCUCUGCAGAGGAGAGGACAACAUCACACAACUGUAGAUCUCAGUAAUCUACAGACGUGUUCUUAUUCUUACUUCUCCUUCUUCUUUAGCAGAGUCUGAGCUUCAUCCAGUCGAGUUUGGAUCUUCUCAACACGUUCGUCUGCAUCUUUGGAUGAACUGUCCAGCUUCUUUUCUAGCAGGCUGAGACGCACGUUCGCCUCGCUCAGCUCUUCUCCCUGAAAAAGCACACAUACCCCCCUAAAUCAAAACACUGUGUCUCUGCAGAAUUUGUAACUUUUCUUCAGAUAUUUUGGAGCAGAUUCCCUCAGUGUGUACAGAUGUGAACAUUGACCAGUUCAGAAAACACAAUUACACAAACUCCAGAUACAUACCUAUCAUUUCAGCUGCAUGAGCUCUAACCUGACAAAAGAUUCGGCAGUUCUGUGUUUUUAAUGUUUUUAUUCACAGUGAAUUUGCUGCUUCUCUCUACCUUGAUCUUGAGAGACUUCUUCAGCUCCUUGAUGACAGUCUCUCUGUCCUCCAGCUUCAAGCCGAGUCCUUCUGCAUCUGUGAUUUCUGCUCGAAGAGCUGCCGCGCGCACAUCUACUGGCGGAGGGUUCUGGAAGAAAAACGGAGUAAUAUGAAAAUAAUAUUCUGGGUUCACAAAGCCAGAACUAAAAUACCGACACACCUUCACAGUGGCCCCACACUGAGCUAAUUACCUUGUUUUGAGGCUUCUCUGAGUCAUACUCUCCCUCCUGCAUAGCAGUCGCCAUCUUGUUCAUGGUUGCUAUGACGAUGCUACAGGACUGUCGCAGAUACUCGUAGGGGUUGGCACCCUGGGAUCCAUAGAUCUGAAAACGAAAGUAUGAUUGUCCAGGAGGCUGUCAAAACAGUUGUCCAUAAACAUGCUCAGACACACAACAAAAGUCAAAGUGCAUGAACUCCUUCGAUUAGCAGGUGAGACUUUUAUAAUAGUUUCCGUUACAUAAACACUUUCUCAGCUCACAUUGAGUUCAUUCAAAAAAUUGCUGGCUCGCAAAAUUUCCAAUAAUUCCUGCUGCAAGAUGACUUCUAAUGGAAACUGUUGUCACUGUGUCACUGCAUUGUUUUUAAUUCAUUUAAUUGAAAUAUUCUGCUAUAAAAGAAUUUUUGCACCUAAAUCAAUAUUACUUUUUGUUGUCAGCCACAAUUCUGAAUUACAAAUGACUCUAAGCAGUGUCCUGGACAUACGUCUCAGUCAGGUCACUUGGCCUUUAUCAAUUAAGUACUAAUGUAAUGUAAUGUACUUGUUCUCCAGCUUUGAACGCCACGUCCUCCAGUUUGACGGCCGACAGCCCCUCCUGUUCACCAAGAGGUGACAUCAUCUGAGCUCCGGCUGCUGCCACUUCUUGCAGGACUGCCACCACCCAGGUCAGGUGUUUCCUGCAGUCUGAAAGGGUGUCUGACACCUGUUGGGUAAAAAGGUAAAAACGAAGAAAACGAACAUGAAAUGAAAAACAGAUUUAAAAAAAAAAAAAAAAAAAGAAUUUUUUUACUGUGACUUUCACCAUAGAUCUGGGGUUCUUGUUGUUUUGGGGUUUUUUUUUUUAACUUGAUGGUUUGGUCACUAUGGUUACCUGCUGUCCGAAGCUAAGUGCCGCUGGGAUGCCGGGCGCAUCAGUUCCAGGCAUUCUGCGACGGAUCUUCUUGCAGAACUGCCUGAUGUCACUACAGGAUGUCUCCAGAUCCUUCAGCAGCACGGCGAGAUCGGCUUUUUCCUGACCCGCGUGCAGGAAUGCCCGCAGACGACCCACCUCCACAGCCAUGCAGUCCAAGGCACUCUGGGUAAACUGCACAUGAACAUAAGCCACGAGUAACCAGUGAAGUCUAUUUUCUUUAAGCAGCAGAAACAGAAGCAUCUUAAUAAAAAUACAUGAAAAAAAGAUUAAAACGAAGCUGGAUUGAGGGCCGAUGGGGUUUAUAAACUUCCUACAGAUUCCUCAGAGACUGCAGGUGAUGUCGAUACUCACUCUGAUGUGAUCAGCGAGCUGCAUGGUGCAGUCCUCAUUCUGAUCUGCCAGGUGGAUGCUGUACAGGUGCUGAAAAAGGACAAAUAUCAUUAAACAAGCAGUGUCUAAAUUGCAUGUUUUCAUCAUAAUGCAAAUGAAUUUUGUAAUACAAUAUAGAAAAAUAUACCAUAAUAUCUUGAAAAUCUAUUAUAGUAUAAAAAUAACUAAUAUAAAUAUAAUGAAAAUAAGGCAGAAUAUUAGACAUUAAAUACUUUGUUUUAAUAAAACACAGUUAUAUUAAACUGCAGUAAUCAUGCAUUAAGUUUGUUUGUGUGUACCUGAUAAUAUUUAAUGGCCUUGGUGAGCGGCUCCACAUUGACGGUCUCAUCCAGCUGGUCUUUGUGCAGCAGGUCAAUAAGGAAGUCCAGAGAUCGCUCAUGGACGCUCAUCUCUGGGUACAGAGAGCCGAUCUUCUUAUAGACCUCCACGCUGCACUGAGACAGAGCUCUGACAAGCACAAGAAGAGCGUAUGGAGGAGUUACUCUAAUGAUAAGCAACCCCUGAAAAAAUUCUUUAUUUGGAAGCAGUGAAACAGCGUCCGGCACAGCCAGGACAUUAACACUGAAAAUACAGUUACAACUUAAAAAACUGAUAGAAUAGUUGUUAAUCUUUAGUUUAGAGUCUGUGGUGAAACUUACUGCUCAUAUUUGUGCAGCGUGGCCUGCAGCAGACUGAGCGAGUAGACGAGACCACCCGCGAAGCUCAGCUGCUCACCCAAAGCUCCCUUCAAGCCGGCUCGCUCCACGCAGUUUUCAUUCAGGUCAAAUUUCUCCUGUGCCUGUUUGCUGAUCAGCUCAGCCUAAAAGACAUGUAAACAGUUACAAAAACAUAUUUAAACCUCACGAAGAGCAAGUCUCUUCUUCCAGUUUCUAAAAGAUGCAGUGGCUUUUACCUUGCAGAUGAGUCUGGGGAUGAGCAACAACACCAGGAUGCAGUCGUGGUCUCCACCGUGACGGAGGAAGGACUCUGGCAUGAAGGAGGUCAGAAGAGAAACGUGUCUGUUGGCCUGACCCACCUCCAUCUUCCUCAGCUCCAUCUCAAUAGCCUAAAACAUACACAGACAUUAGAAGUUUUGUUUAGCUCCAAAGUUAAAAUCAGAAGUUUUGAUUUAAAACCUGUAAACACGUGAAAAGAGGAUGAGAGCUACUUAUUAUUCAGACCAAAACCCUGUGAUUGUUUCUGACCUUGGCGUAGGCCUUCGUCUCUGCAAAUUUAAUCUUGAAAUCAAACAUCUCUGCUGGCGGCUGCUGCUGCAGCUCUGCUGAGGCUUCCUGCUGGCUGGUCAGCUCUCUGUUCACCUCCUGCAGCAAACACAUGAGAACAAUCGUGACUGACUGACUGUAGGACACCAACACGUGAUUAACAGGUUAGAUGUGAAAACACAUUUUACAUAUUUCCUCUACAUGUUUACCUGUAGGUGAGCUGUGAGCUCGCGGUACUUCUUGAUGGUCUGCUGGUAAUCGGCUACGGUCUCCUGUGCGGCUUCAACUCGUUUCUCUGCCUCUCGGACUCUCGCUGCUCCCAGAUCCAGCAUCUCCCUCAGCUCCAGCUCCGUCUCUCUGGCGUUCUCCUGCAGCUCGUCGUUCAUCUCAUUGAUAGCUUCCUGCACAAAGGAGACGUGCACACAAACAAUCAGGGCCACCUCCUUUUUUUGAAUUUGAUUUUUGAAAUCUGUCUCUGUUUUUCUAGAUCAAUUAAUUCUUGUGGGAUAAUAAUGAGAUUUUGCAGCUUGUAUAAACUCAUGUUUUGUUUAUUCUUGGAAAAAACAACGUUCUUUAAUGACAGGCACAAGACAGACGAGUUUCUUGUGUAGGAUCAUAUGAUCAUUGUUCUAGGUCAGUGCACACCAAAGGAGCACUUUAAUCCAACAAAAGCUGCAGUGAUGACAAACACCAGAGGGCUCCAAAUGCAUAUUAAUGACCCCGGCCCCAUAUUAUUAAUGAAAUGAGUCAGCAAACAGCAAUACUUCAAUUUUUUCAGACCUUAUUACUAUGAAUGUAUGCAGGUAGGCCAGUCUGAGCAGUAAAACGAGAUAGUGAGAAAUAAAUCAGUGUUUAUGGACUGAAAAUCACUUUGGGAUUUUUUUUUUAAGCCAUGUUUGUUCUGGGCGAUUGUCACUCACCAGAUCUGUGACUGUCUCUCUCAGCUCUCUGACUUUCUCCUCCAGGUCCAAGUUCCUCUCUGUCAGAGUCUCCACCAUCUCCUCUGCGCCUAAGGCUGCAUCCACCUGAAACAGAGCACAUGUUGUUUUUCUGCUGUUAUCCAUCCCACGAAUUAAAAGAUCACAGGCCUGGGGGAAGCUACCUUUCACUUCCUCUACAUACAGCUCAGUCAUAAGGUCCACUGACCUGCUCUUUCAGCUCAUCGAUGGUCUUUUCUGCCGCUUUCAUCUCUUCCUGCAGUUUCUCCUUCUGGCUUCUCAAACAGUCAAGUUCCACGUUCUUCUUCUCCAUCUGCUUCUGCAACUUCACGUGUUCCUGCUUCUCUGACGCAGACAGGUCACGCAUCCUGGACACAAAAACACGCAUCAGUGUUUUGGAGCUUGUAAAGUUCUGAAUUAAAGUUCAGUUCAGUAUAAUUGUGGCUUUCAUGAAGACAUCAGCGGACCUACCUGACCAGAGCUUCCUUCAACCUGCUGUUCUGCUCCUCCAGCUGUUUCACAUGGUAACUGGAGGCGGCACCAUCUGAGCCUGACAGAAACCCAAAAACAAUACAAAAAAGAAAAGCUCGUCAUUAAAGCUUGCAAACUUUUCACUCUAAAUUGAUGUUCAUUUUACACACUUUAAAACCCAGACUCAAACUUCAGUAUUUGUAUUGAUUGUUCAUGUCCUGAUUUAACAGAAAUGAGGCCUGGAUACAACAUCUACAAUGAUAAAAUCAGCUCCUCAGUACCUUUCUCCUCAAUCUCAUGCUUGAGGAUCUCCAGGUCCAUGGUGAGCUCAUCCACUUUCUCCUUGAGGGAAUCCACCUCCAGCUGCAGAGACUCUGCUCUCUCCUCAGCCAUCUCCUUAUCCAGCGUCGCCAUCUCGAUGGCGUCCGCUGUGUCCGACAUUUCCUCCAUAUAACGCUCCUUUGCCUCCAGAGCUUCUUUAGCCUCCUACACACAGAAAAGCUUAGUUUCAACAAAGUAUUACAUAACUGCAUGUUAUUUAAACUGCAUGCAAAUCGUAUACUUUUCCCCUUAUUCCCCUUUAAUAAUAAUUUUACAGAAAGUAAGAAGGUAUGCGGCAGCCAGGUGCUGUUAAUCAAACACACUGUGAACACUUCACCAAAAUAAAUAAAUAAUCUGCAAUAAAGGUUGAGAUGAGUUUAGGCCCAAUAAUCUCAAAACCUACAGACUUAAAUUAAGAGUAAUUAAUAAGAUUUUUAAAUUUGUAGUUCAUUGGAAGCUAAGGAAGGAAUGCAAUUGCUGGAUAGUUUUUGUUAGCAGUCAACUGCUGCUUUUUAACACUUUUUCGCCUGAGCAUUUGCACUGCAUCCCCUCCCUCCUCCUCCAUCUGUGGCUCCUUACCCUCUUGGCCUCCUUGAGUUGCUUCUGCAGUUCGGCCUGCUGCUCUUGCAUCUUGGUCUUCCACUCCUGCAGCUGCUCCAGCUGGAUCUUGUGCUUCUCCAGCUCCUUCAGUUUUGCUUUGUCCUCCGUGCGCUUCAUCUUCAGGGUCUCCAGCUUCUCCUCCAGAUCCUUCACUUGAUUACGCAGCGCCUCCUCUUCCUGGGUAACAGUUAUAUGGACAAGAUGAAGGGGAAAAGUGAGAUUUAAAUAAACACAUAUUAGAGGAAACUCUCUAAAACACAAAAGGAGGAUUCAAACUUCCAUUUUCUUUUCUUUUUCUGAGUCAUUUCUCUUUAAUGAUUCUUCAGAGUGAAGACCGAAAGCAGUGAAUCAGGUUUAAAGCCUUGUGUUAGAAGCACUUACGCAUUAAAUAUUAAACCUGCAGAAAAUUCACCUGUGGAGAGAAAACACACGCACACACACAUGCUGUAUCACACAUCCAGUGUGCACACACAGAUAAUCACACUCCUCUAAACACUCUCUGAAUCCUGUGAUAAACGUGCAGCAGAGACAAUCACUGCACACACACAGGUUAAAAAAGGAGCCACGCCUCAGCUGAUUAAAACGUUAGUGAGAGCAGAACAACACUUCAAUACUUCAAGUGCAGAAACAUCACAUCACACCACCUCGCUGCACCUGUGUUUCCAUAGUGACAUCUUCCUGAGGGGACAAAAUACCAAUUAGACUGAUUAUUCCGACUUUAACAUUUCAUUAAAAAAAAAAAACAACA
Molecule: messenger RNA, 17904 nt
Organism: Haplochromis burtoni (Burton's mouthbrooder)
Lineage: Eukaryota; Metazoa; Chordata; Actinopteri; Cichliformes; Cichlidae
Gene: alms1
Product: ALMS1 centrosome and basal body associated protein
Exons: 18
Coding region: 148-6969 (2273 amino acids)
Biological process (GO): regulation of centriole replication
Cellular component (GO): centrosome; cytosol; centriole
Source: RefSeq, a predicted model, not a curated record